CGUAGACAAGCCUUGUUCAUCACAUGCCACAGCCCACAGGCGAGGCGAGCGAGAACACGCGUGCGUUCCCUUCUCCUACCCACCUUCCCCGCCGCACGCCGCUGCGCUUCUCUUCUUCGCUCCUUCUCUGCUUCCUGUUUUUUCACUGUUCGUUCGUUGGGGCUGCGGGUGGGUGGGUGGCAUUGCUUGCCUGAAAAGCUCGUCCGGGGGAAAAGGUUUCCUCUUCCGGGCUUCACGUAGGUGGCCACAGGCGACGCUGCCCCUCGCUUCCUUUCACUGAUCCGACUGCCAUCUCCCACCCACCCACAAACUCCGCCGCUGCCGCUGCCGCUGGCUCUUUUCUGUUCGGCCUCCUCUUCCUCGCCGCGCGCCUCUCUAAAAGGUUUCGCCUCUUUUACCUUCCGACGAGAAAGAGACAGAAACUUAUCUUUUGGGGCGGUUCGGUGAAUGCUUUUGCUUUCUUCCUCAACCUUCUCCCCGUUUCAGUUUCAACUUGCUCCCGUAGCUUCCGGCUUCUUGUUUACGCACGCUGUCUCAACUCACCCGCAGGUAGUAAUAGGAUCGGUCGUCGCGCCAUGGGGCGGGCCAUGCGGUGGCUCAAGAAGGUGCUCACCGGCGGCGGCGGCAAGAAGGAAGGGGCCAAGGAGCCGAGCGCCGCCGUGCCGCCGAUCGAGAGGAGGAGGUGGAGCUUCGCCAAGGCCAGGAGCAGCGUCGCCGACGCCAGCCGCAGGCCUUCCGUCACCGCCGUCGUCGCCGGCGAGCUCUCCCAGGCCAGGCCGUGCGGCUGCGGCCAGGCGCGCGAGACGGAGACGGAAGCCGCUGUCUUGAUCCAGAAGGCCUUCAGGGGCUACCUGGCCAGGAAGGCUCUCCGCGCCCUCAAGUCGCUGGUGAAGCUGCAAGCGCUGGUGCGCGGCUACCUGGUGCGGAAGCAGGCGGCCACGACGCUGCACCGGCUGCAGGCGCUCAUGAGGCUGCAGGCCUCCUCGCAGGCCCUCAAGAACCUCUCCUCCUCCCGGAGGUCCAUCGAGCAGGAGCGGAAAACGUCGGUGCCUGUGGUGCACCGCCGGAGGCUGUCGGAGGGCGGCGCCGGGGACGACCGCAGCCCCCGGAUCGUGGAGAUGGACACGUGCCAGCUGCGGUGCCGGUCGUCCCGGAUCGCGGGCCGGUACGCGGCCGCCGACCCGCAGGCGCCGCCGCCGUCCUCGCCGCUCGCCUACUUCUGCAAGCCGCCGUCGCGGCUGCAGCUGCGGGAGCUGGAGCCGCAGCAGCCCAAGACGACGCAGAACACGCCCCGCCUCCCGGCCAUCGUGCCCGGCGGCUCGCCGGCGAAAGGCCGGCCCUCGUGCGGGGGCGGGCGGGAGUCGAGCAGCCCGCGGUACAUGGCGGAGACGGCGUCGUCCGUGGCGAGGGGCCGGUGCCAGAGCGCGCCGAGGCAGCGGCACGGCAACAACAACCCCGCCGCCGGCUUGGCCCCGGGCCUGGCGCGCGGCGGGUCGAGGAAGGCGGCGCCGCAGUCGCAGGACAGCUUCAGCUUCAAGAGCUCGGAGGCGUGCAGCCGCGUGGAGGACUACUCCGAGAUGAGCGACGAGGUGACCAGGGACUACUACCUCGACCAGCUCUGGUGAUGAUCGCCCGGCGCGCUACUAAUCAGGGCGUGAAAGCCAUUAACAUCGUCGUCUCGGUAUAUAGUUAGUAGGAGUAUCAUUCAGGAUUAACAAAAUGCUUAGCAGUAGUUGUAGUUGAUGGCACGGCACAUCAUCAUCGUCAUGGUCAUCCGAUGUUAACCGCCAUUGUAGCAGCUCGGUGGAGCGAGCAUGGCAUGCCAGAGAGAAUGGGAAUAAAAUCCGUUCUGCUUCCGCGAGACCA
Molecule: messenger RNA, 1866 nt
Organism: Triticum dicoccoides
Lineage: Eukaryota; Viridiplantae; Streptophyta; Magnoliopsida; Poales; Poaceae
Product: protein IQ-DOMAIN 14-like
Exons: 4
Coding region: 576-1625 (349 amino acids)
Molecular function (GO): protein binding
Source: RefSeq, a predicted model, not a curated record